Messenger RNA from Adineta ricciae, 306 nucleotides. The record is from the annotation of a GenBank genome assembly. Lineage: Eukaryota; Metazoa; Rotifera; Eurotatoria; Adinetida; Adinetidae.
ACCACAACAAUUGAAACAAUGGGAAGAACCCGAUACAACUUGGUCACGUGUUCACAUGGACUUUGCUGGUCCUAUUUGGGAUUCCAAAUGGUUGAUCAUUAUUGAUGCUGUUAGCGAUAACAGAUGGUAUAUUGUUAUCGCUAUCUUUUUUUCUUUCUCUUCUUGUUUAGAUCUAUAUGUCCUAUGUGCGGUUCGAUGCCAUGAUAUAUAGAUCGUCUUUUCUCUCUCUGGUUUUCUCUCUAUGCCGCCUGUCUGACCUCUCUUUGAACUUUUAAGAUCAGACAGAGGCGGUUGUCUUUGAACUGC